Messenger RNA from Amoebophrya sp. A25, 3521 nucleotides. The record is from the annotation of a GenBank genome assembly. Lineage: Eukaryota; Dinophyceae; Syndiniales; Amoebophryaceae.
CCGGAGGUGUUUUUUAUCAUUUUUCUUUAUCAAUUUAACAGACCAAGGGAACUACAUGUCUACUAAAUAUUAGAUUAGAUUAGACUCAAGAAAACAUGUCUACUCAAGAUUUUUCCUUCUAACUGCUAAGACCAAGAAGAGAUGUCUACCAAAGAAGAGAGUUGUCAAGCACUGAUCGUAGCUGAUGAAGACGCUGGCGAGAAGACUAAUUGCUCUUCAAGAGGGCAGAGAGCGACAGAAGAAGAUGUUGUAGCUCUUGGAGAAAAGCCUGGUCAGGGAUGCUGCUCGCCAGAGCAGAAAGAAGAAGAAGCUGCAGAUGGAGAACAAGCGUCGUCCACCGCUGAGAUUGAAAGUAAGAAAGCCAUACCGACAAGAUUUCUUCAGUUGACGAAUUUAGCGGGUGAUGUUUGGGUGUUUCCGUUUCAGGAAGAAGAGGAGUCAUUCUCCGUUGGAGAGGCGAAGGAACUAGUGGCUGCUGACGCUAAGCUUGGACCUCUGAGAUCAAAGGUGGUAUACAAAAACGUUUCGGAAAAAGUACUUCUACGACCACGUUGCGACAGGAGCAGUUCAGGAAGUGAUGAAUUAGGUGAUGUUGUUGAUAGGCGGGCGGGUUGUAACUCCUGUGUAUAUGAUGUACUAGGUUCUUCCGACACAUACACAGCAUCCGACAUGAUCGGAGGCGGCAUCCUAUUUCCGCCACAAGUGAUGUCUCUGAGACAUCCCGUGACUGGUGAAGAGCUUGACGAUGAUGACGAUCUGAAUGCGCUAGACUUGCAAGCGACGUUUGUGUUAAGGCAAGAAGAAAUCCUCUAAUUAAAAGAUCUUACACCCCACGAGUGGGUACAUCUAUCUAUCUAUCUACAGGCAUCCUGAGACCGUUUUCAAGGGGAGAAAGGUCCUCGGAUGCGUCUCAAGAUGGAUUUCUCUUGGUUCUAAUUGUGUUUAAAAGCAAAAAAGUUUGGGAGACGGAGACGCUGAAAGAAGAAUACUGGCGUAUGGCGAGCAUGAUCGCUUCGCUCUAUGAUUGGGUGCGAUUUUUGGUGCCUCAGGUGUUGAACCCGAACCCAUUGCCACUAGACGAACGGUGUCCUCGAGUCUGUUCGUGUCUCGCCGAUAUCAACGAAAUGUGUGCGGGCCUGCCGGAGGAGAUCAAGAAGAAAGUUCGGGCGCUGAAGCUCAACAAGGAAGGGAAGAAAGAUAUAACCGAUGACUUUUGGGAAAUCAAGUUGUGGAUGAUGUUUUCGGAGAGGGCACGCCAUUUUCUGGACGAAGAAUCAGAAAAAGACUUCUACGAGGAAGAUCAGCAGCUCCUCGCUGGAUACCUCUUUUGCAUGCAUAUCGACGACGACGAGGACGAAAGGUUUUUGACUGGCAUCAUUACUGGAACAUCCUGGGUGAGGGCGAUGCUGGAGCAUGAAUCAACGCGGAGGAGGGACCUACCGAAGAGGCUGCUGGUGUUAGGGAAUCUGCGGCGAAAGCUUGCCAUGAUCUUGGAGAUCGGGUAUGCGCGCUUGACCAGCAUAGCCCAGAUCUUCGAUGCUUAUGAGAUGAGUAGAAGACCAGACUCAAUGAUGGAAUCAAUAUAUAGUCUGCUUUUUCUUCUGUUCUCAUCACCAGUGGUAGAAGAAGAUGACCACCGGAGACGUGUGAUGAUGAUAGUCUAAUGUCGUCCUUCAGUUGUUAUAAUAAGUCGUUCGAUCAUGCUGAGUAGGUGCUGCACUUCUGAAUUCCUUCUAAGACCUUUGCAUGAUACUGCGGCUAUUCGAUCUGUGCAUCGCGAGCUUCCUUGACCUAGCACCUUCAUCCAACAAUUUAGCAACGUCAUCAACUGCCACCAAAAAUGAUGAAACAACUGUGGAAAAAAUUGAAGGUGAUUAUAGGACUGAAGAUGGUCCUCCAUCUUUUAUGGCUCCUUCCCCUAAUGGUCCUUCUUCAGAGAAGGCAUCCUAGGAGAGACGUUUUGAAGGGGAAAACGCUCUCAGGAUCAUGAACUUGAUGCUCUAGAGAUAUCAGGAUAUUUUUAAACUCUAAAUCUUCCAUGAGCAGAAAUAUUGCGCUUCCAGCCGAUGAGCAGAGCAAAGACUUCCUGCGUAGGCAACUUUUGGAGGUCAUGGAAGAGUAUUUUGAAGUCGAAGAUUUUUUUGUCAGCGAGGACUUUGGACUCGAGGAUGUUGACUCGGAGAAUGAUUCGCAGGAAGACUGGUCUCCAGUAAUAAAGCAGAGUGAGCAGAACAGCAUCGGCGCAUCGGCAUCACUUCUAAGGCAGGGUGAACAGGAAAGCACUGAACGCGCUUUGACGGAUGAGAAACAGAAUGAGGCCAGCCACAGCGCUGAUGACCAAGAAAAAGAGCCGAAGAAAAGAAAAUUAGACUGCUCGUUACAAGUAGAAGACCCACAACUUCUACAACAGCACAAUCAACCACAAGAAGAGAGCAGUAGGAACGAAGGACAAGAUGGUGAACCACAAGAAGUUAGCAAUGAAGAUCUAGUCAAAGGAGCUAGCGGCACUAGGAAUGAAGAUACACACUGUCAACAAGUAGAAGCCAGCAGUGGUAGCAAUGAAGAAUGUCAGCAAGAAGCCAGCAGUGGUAGCAAUGAAGAAGAUACACUGGUGGUCACGAAUAAGAAGAUCCGCAUGGACUUACCGUAUAUCCCUAGGAUAGACUUGCUGUCGCAGCAACCAAGUCUGGUCUCGGAUGUCGCGAAUCGGAGAGAAUUCCUGAAGAAAUGGAUCACCUUUGCCCGAGACGACUUGAUGAUAUGCCCAAAACAUUUGGCAGAAGGGAAGAUGAAUCUUGUGGAGCGUGAGGACAUCCGAGCACUGUCGUUUGGCAUUCCGAAAGAGGAGCUAAAGUCUUUGUUGGGCGGGGGUCUCUAGGGGAAGCUCGGUAAUUCAUGAAAGAAACAAUGUAGUCCUUCAAAGAUGAGUUGUAAGUAGCGUCUACAUGAUGAAUCACGAAGGUUGCUUUGCUUCACGUCUCGAUCGAUUCGGAAAGUGGAUGAAGUAAUAAUUUUCUUGUUUUGUGGAUAUUAAUGACAUGAUCGCUAUGGUGAGAAGGUAAGUAAUCUGCAAUCUAUCUACAGUCAACGAACCAACUACUUUGAACUACGCACUGCUGGAAGCCAAAUUGGAUGUCGUAUAGUUUUUUGUUUGCUAUCUCACUUGCUGCCCCACAUUCUUUCAAGGUUUUCUUUUUUUCUAUGCUGUUUCACGAGUAAUGAGCUACCCAUUUCGUUUUCUUACUGUUUUACUAUUUUGGUAUCUUAGUUCACAGUGAUGAUUUUCCGUCUUCACAGACGAAAAAAAAACUGAUAAGUAGAAGAUUCAACUUGUACAAGAAAAAAGGCAAAUCAUCCUUGUACAAGAAACAGGCAAAAGAACUUGUUAUGAUUUUGUGGUGCUAGUACUGAUUGUUUCUAUUCAAAUCGCGACCCUCCAAGGGGGUUUUGUUCAAGCAGACAGCAACUACAACUAGGAAGAAUGUGAGACCAGCCCCAGCAUGGAUACUGCAAGAAGGACC